AUGGAUGCUAAUUCUUCACAUGCUUUUGUGAAUCCGCCCACCACCACCACUCCUACUACUAAUACGAGAUCAGAUGCCAAUGCAACUAGUGUAAGUGCAAAUAAAGAUAUGGCAUGGGAAUGGGGAGUUCAAAAGGAUCCAUUAAAAAAACAAAAUAUUUGGUGCACCUUGUGUAACAAGAGAGUAUGUGGAGGGAUCACAAGGUUAAAAGAACACCUCACUCAUACAGGAGGAAAUGUAGCUGCUUGCCCUAAUGUGACUACGGAGAUCACUAAGAAAGUGCUUGAAUCAAUGAAAGAAAAAGAUAAGAAAAAAAAGGAAAGACAAAGAACAAUGGAAAUACUUAGAUCAACAAGUUCUAUAGACCUUUCUGAAAAUGAUGAUGAGCAAGACGAUACCCCACAACCACAAGUUACAAAAAGAAAGUUUUUGAAGAAGGUAGCUUGGAAAAAGAUUGCAGUUUGGGCUUAUUCGGUAGGCUUACCUUUCAAUGUCGUAUGUGAUGAAGGUUUCCAAGAUGUGAUCAAUGCCAUUGGAGAAUAUGGAAGAGGCACGCCGGCUCCAAUUUAUCAUAAUAUGCAGGUGACAUUGUUAAAGGACGUGUUAGAAGAUACCCACAAUUUUUUAGUCAAUUGUCCUACUGGUACAGUUUUUCUAAAGUCGAUUGAUGCAUCAGAGCAUAUACAUAAUGCUGAAUAUGUUGUGAAGAAGGUAAAUGAGGUGAUAGCAGAAGUUGGAGAGGAAAACGUUGUGCAGUUUAUUACAGACAACGGUUCAAACUACAAAGCUGCAGGAAAUAUUUUCGAAGAACAACAUCCAAGAUUAUUUUGGACUCCAUGUGCAGCACAUUGUGUGAAUCUCAUUGUACAAGAUAUUGGGAAGAAAGAAGCAACAAUCGCGACCGCUUUGAAUGAAGCAAGAGCUAUUGUGGUUUAUAUUUAUAACCAUGGAAGGAUUCUCAAUAUGAUGAAAAAGUUGACAAAGAAUAGAGAGUUGCACAGGUCUUGUGUAACUAGAUUUGCUACCCAAUUUUACACCUUACAGAGUGUCCAUGAGAAUCAACACCAUGUCCAAGUUUUGUUUGUAUCUGAGCAAUGGAGAAAAAGUGACUUUGCAAAGAAAGCUCCUGGAAAGAAAGUUGAGAAGAUAGUAUCAAAGCAAUCUUUUUGGGAUGGUGUAUAUUUAGCUUGCCAAAUAUAUGCUCCAUUAGUGGAUAUUGUUCGUUUGGUUGACACAGAAGAAAGACCGUGCAUGGGGUACAUAUAUGAUGCGAUGAGUUGA
This is a messenger RNA of Lactuca sativa (garden lettuce), 1281 nucleotides long. RefSeq lists its product as uncharacterized. Lineage: Eukaryota; Viridiplantae; Streptophyta; Magnoliopsida; Asterales; Asteraceae. The record is from RefSeq and is a predicted model, not a curated record. Gene Ontology annotation, molecular function: DNA binding.